Fonticula alba is the source of this 1847-nucleotide messenger RNA. Its product is annotated as GDP-mannose 4,6-dehydratase. The coding region runs from base 10 to 1359 and encodes 449 amino acids. The transcript has 5 exons. Gene Ontology annotation, molecular function: GDP-mannose 4,6-dehydratase activity. The record is from RefSeq and is a predicted model, not a curated record. Lineage: Eukaryota; Rotosphaerida; Fonticulaceae. Gene Ontology annotation, biological process: GDP-mannose metabolic process.
CCGCCAACCAUGACCCAAAACCCAAACAACAACGACAUCACCCCAAGCGCCUCGAGCGCCGGGUUGACUGACCAGAACAAUGACGGCUCGGGCACCCCCCGCCUGACGCCUGCCCGCCAGGGCGACACCGAGGCCGGCAAUGUCCUCAACCGCGGUGUUGUCCUGACCAGCCUGGCCCCGGUGGCCGCUUCCAGUGGGCCGGACGCCGACUCCGAGGACUUCGAUCUGGACGCGCACUUUGCCGAGUCCGCCGAGAUCCCCCUUCCCCAGGACCCGCCCCGCAACUACCCGCCCCUGGACCCCAACCGCAAGGUUGCCCUCAUCACCGGCAUCACUGGCCAGGAUGGCAGCUACCUGGCCGAGCUGCUCCUGUCCAAGGGCUAUGAGGUCCAUGGGAUCAUCCGGCGCUCGAGCUCCUUCAACACCUCGCGCAUUGAGCACAUCUACGAGCACAAGUAUGCCGAGGGAGCCCGCAUGAUGCUCCACUAUGGCGACCUUACCGACUCCACCUGCCUGGUGCACAUCAUCAGCCAGGUGAAGCCAACCGAGAUCUACAACCUUGCUGCUCAGAGUCACGUCCAGGUGUCCUUUGACAUGGCCGAGUACACCGGCCAGGUGGAUGCCGUCGGUACUCUGCGCCUUCUGGACGCCAUCCGGACCUGCAACCUCACCGACAAGGUCCGCUUCUACCAGGCCUCCACCUCGGAGCUCUACGGCCAGGUUCGGGAGAUCCCCCAGUCCGAGAAGACCCCUUUCUACCCGCGGUCGCCGUACGGCGUGGCCAAGCUGUACGGGUUCUGGAUUGUGAAGAACUACCGCGAGGCCUACGGCAUGUAUGCCUGCAAUGGCAUCCUCUUCAACCAUGAGAGCCCCCGGCGUGGGUUUACCUUCGUCACCCGGAAGAUCAGCCGCGCCGUGGCCCAAAUCCACCUUGGCCAGCUGGAGUGCCUGAGCCUGGGCAACCUGAACGCCCUGCGCGAUUGGGGCCACGCUCGUGACUACGUCGAGGGCAUGUGGCUGAUGCUCCAGAGCGACAAGCCGGAGGACUAUGUUCUGGCCACCGGUCGCCGGCACUCGGUCCGCGAAUUUGUCGAGCUCGCCUUCAAGCACAUCAACAUCAACAUCCAGUGGGAGGGUGCCGGCGAGGAUGAGGUCGGCAAGUGCAGUGAGUCCGGCCGGACUCUGGUCCGCGUGGACCCGCGCUACUACCGCCCGGCCGAGGUGGAGCUGCUCCAGGGUGACCCGCGCAAGGCCCAGCGCGAGCUCGGAUGGCGCCACAAGGUGUCCUUCAAGUCCCUUGUCGAGGAGAUGGUCGCCGCUGACAUCAAGAUGGUUCAGCAGGGCAAGCUCCACAUGUGAGAGGCCCCGCAAGGGCCAUGUCUCUUGCUCUCUCUCCUUCUCCCUCUCUAUCGCUCUCGCGGCCUCUCUGAAAGAAGGAAUCGCACGCCCUCCAUGGAUGGGUCGUGCGAUGUCGUCGUCGUCGUCGUCACCGUCGUCGUGUCAAUGGCAUCAUUGGCCAGGUGCAAGCAACAAAUGAACUGAACAUGGCCAUGGGAGAGAGAAACGUAAGGGGGAGGCAAUCGCCCGGCUGACGUCCCUUUGCCUCCCUGGGUAUCUUUCGUGCCUCUUUUGAAAUGUUGAACUGCUGUCCUGACUCCUGCCGCGACAAGCAGGGAGCAGCCACCAUUGUGACAGCCCUUUUUUCGUGGUGAGCAGAUGAGAAUGCGGGAUGACCCUGGGCGCACGUCCCCUCGGUGUCUCAUAUCUCUCCUACUCCCCGCAAUCUGGAAUGUAUAAUAAAGGCGACAUCUCCCCCCUGCAAAUGAGGCCCCCGGCAUUUGGCUUCC